UUUCUUCCCUUUAUUUCAAAUAAAGUUGUAUUUAUUUGGCUUGUUCAAAUUCCCAACUCAUUGGCUCUGUAUGUACUGUGAAUUUGUGAUUCAUUAGGUGCUGUUUGGGUUAUUCGGGGAUGUUUUUUCUGGUUUCUUCCUAGGCUUCAGCAUGGCCGGCGUUUCCCUGAAUUCUAAAGCCAUUAAUCUUCUCCACCACAUUCGCCUUCUCUGCUCUCGAGGCCACCUCCAAGAAGCUCUCAAGCUCUUUACUCCAUCACUCCCCCACCUCCACUCGUCCAUUCCCAUCACACAUACGCCGCAUUCUUCCACGCGUGCGCCCGCCGCAGUUCUCUCCCCCAAGGCCAAGCUCUCCACGCCACAUGCUUUUACACAACCCUAAAUCUGAUUUCAACCACUUCAUGACUAAUCAUGUUGUUAACGUGUAUGUUAAAUGUGGGUCAUUGGACUUUGCCCACCAAUUGUUUGAUGAAAUGCUGGAGAGGAAUAUUGUUUCCUGGACUGCUCUCGUUUAUGGGUAUGCCCAGCAUGGUCGACCUGAUGGGUGUUUUAGGGUCUUUAGGACAUGUUAAUUUGGCACCGGCCAAUGGAGUUUGUGUUUGGCAGAGUGAUUAGCGCUUGUGGUGGGGACGACGAUUAUAGACGGCAGUUAACGCGCUUGCAUUGAAGACUUCUUUUUAUUCUUGUGUUUGUGUGGGGAAUGCUCUUAUUAUGAUGUAUUGCAGGAGUGUGUAUAAGGCUUGGAGUGUGUAUGAGGCAAUGGGGUUUCGCAAUUUGGUUUCUUGGAAUUUUAUGAUUGCAGGGUUUCAAGUCUGUGGAUGUGAAAAUCGAGCACUUGAGUUAUUCUCACAGAUGCACUUUGGUGGAAUUAUGCCACACUGAAAUUGAAGUGGCCACUGCCUUGGUCAAAGCUUAUUCUAGGCUAGGAGGAGAGGUCAGUGAUUGUUGUAGGAUCUUCUUGGAAUUGGAUGGCCAUCAAGAUGUUGUUUCUUGGACUGCUAUUAUAGCAGUGUUUGCAGAACGGGGCCCAGAAGAAGGCCUCCUCCUCUUUCGACAGUUCCUUCGACAGUGUUUGGCUCCAGAUCAUCAUAUGUUCUCCAUUGUCUUAAAAACUUAUGCUGGUCUUGCAACUGAGCGGCAUGCAUUGACUGUCCAGUCACAUGUUCUAAAAGUUGGAUUUGAGGAGGACACUGUGCUUGCAAAUGCCUUGAUUCAUGCCUGUGCUAGGUGCGGCUCCAUUGCAUUGUCAAAGCAAGCUUUUGACAAAAUGGGAUCCCAUGAUAUAGUUUAUUGGAAUUCAAUGUUGAAGGCAUAUGCUAUGCAUGGGCAAGGUAAGGAGGUAUUGCAGCUCUUUUCACGAAUGGAUGCCCAACCUGAUGGCACCACCUUUGUUGUCCUCCUCUUAGCUUGUAGUUAUGCUGGAAUGGUGGAAGAAGGAACUAAAAUAUUUGAGACAAUGUCUAACAAUCAUGGUAUUGCUCCUCAACCUGAUCAUUACACAUGCAUGGUUGAUAUUCUAGGUCGAGCUGGUCGAAUUUCUGAGGUAAAGGAGCUUAUAGUUAAAAUGCUAAUGGAGCCUGAUCCAGUGGUCUGGAGUGCUUUGCUUGGUGGUUGUAGGAAACAUGGUGAAACCAAGUUGGCCAAGUUAGCUGCAGUGAAAGUAAAGGAGUUGGAUCCCAAUAAUUCAUUAGGAUACAUAUUGAUGUCAAACAUAUUUUGUACAGAUGGUCAUUUUAAUGAAGCAAGAUUAAUAAGCAGGGAGAUGGAAGGGAAGACAGUAAGAAAGGAACCAGGUUUGAGUUGGAUUGAGGUUGUAAAUCUGUUACAUGAGUUUGUCUCUAGAGGCCAACAACAUCCAGAAAGAGAGGCCAUAUGCGCCAGGCAUGAAUAGCUAGUUAGGGGAUUGAAGGAUUUGGGUUACGUGCCUCAAAUAAGUUUGGCCUUGCAUGAAAUAGUAGAUGAGCAGAAAGAGGAGCAACUGUAUUACCUUAGUGAGAAGCUGGCUUUGGUUUUCGCUUUGAUGAAUGUAGAUAGCAUGUGUUGUAGUGGGAACAUUAUAAAGAUUAUGAAGAAUAUCUGAAUUUGUGUAGAUUGUCAUAACUUUAUGAAGUUGGCAUCAGAACUUGUUGACAUGGAGAUUGUUGUAAGAUAUUCAAACCGUUUUCACCAUUUUAAAGCGAAGGUGUGCUCUUGCAAUGAUUAUUGGUGACAAACCACUAUUACAUAACAUAUUGGAGAUCAUCAAGAUUAAUCCGUCCAUUGCUUUGAAAUGAUUGGCAGUUAAUAUUAACUUUCUAAGAAUUUUCUUUAUGGUAGCAACCCAUUGGGUCCACCUGAGAGCAUUGAGAAUGGCCUCUAGGUUAGGCCUCUCACUACCUUAUCCACCAAGCCACUCUUUCUAGUGAAUCUGUCCACUGGGUUGCAAAAAUUACUUCCACAUGGGUUGUCUAUCUUAAUGCAGUUCUAACUGAGCAACAGAUUUCCUGCUUGAUGCAUUGGGCUUUCUCCCUUAGCCUCCUGGAAUGGCUUCUCGUGCAUGGCUUUCCCUAUACUCUUCACCAUUCCUAAACUUCUGGUCCCUGCUCUCUGUGUCCUUUGAAAUAGAGGAUUUUGCUCACUCAAGCAUGACAAAGCCCAACAAUAGUGCUAUCAGUGUAGCCCCUCUGAAUGCUGUUGGUAAUUGGAUCUCAGUUAUAGGUACAGGGAUUGAACUACUGGAAGAAAUAAUUAACACAUCGGAAGGUGACAAUGGAGGACCAAAAACUCAGUUGGCUGCAAAUAUCCGAUCAUCAUCUCUCUAAGAGAUUCUGUAUCGGCUUUGGAAAAAGAUACCCUUUCACUCACUAAGUUUUAGAAAGCAGACACUGGAAGAAAAGGAUGAUAAAUCGGUGAGUCAACUGUGUGCUGAAAGGGGUUGAGAUUUGAGUGAAGAUCAAAUUGUCAUGGUGUCAGAUGGAUAUUCAGACUUGCAGGUAUUGCAAACUAGAAUUAAAGUUAUUGAGAAGGCAAUGGUUGAAAUGGAAAUCAGGAAAACUUAGACAUCAACACCAAACUAGAGGCUGCAAUGAGACAGAUUGAAGAGUUGAAAUCUAAAAGAAGUUAUUGAUGAGAAAAAAGUUCAUAUGAGACUCUAUGCUUGAUCAGAUAUUUGAAUGUUCAUCCUGUGGGAUAAGCUAGCAGGAGAAAGACUGCUGAAGAUGGUAAUCAAAUGCUUGAAUUGUGGGAAACAACUGAUCCAAAUGGCAUCAUUGCUCAGUUGCUAAGGCACAUAUGUUCCUGUUGGAUACCAUCAAGUGUGGGAUCCAUCAACAAAACUACCCACUGGUUUUGUAAAGGAGCUGCCAUCAUCAAAUGAACAUUUGAAGGAGCUUGAAUUUUUGAGUCUUGAGUCAUUGUAAAACCUGCCAUCACUGCAAAUAUAAUGGCUUAGGGGAAACCCAUUUAGUAACAUACCGUUUGGGAUUAAUCAAUUUCAUAAGCUGAGAAUCCU
Vitis vinifera (wine grape) is the source of this 3490-nucleotide messenger RNA. Its product is annotated as pentatricopeptide repeat-containing protein At1g71420. NCBI's taxonomy places the organism in Eukaryota, Viridiplantae, Streptophyta, Magnoliopsida, Vitales, Vitaceae. Bases 1091 to 1891 code for a protein of 266 amino acids. Gene Ontology annotation, molecular function: protein binding; RNA binding. Gene Ontology annotation, biological process: RNA modification. The record is from RefSeq and is a predicted model, not a curated record. The transcript has 2 exons.